UUCUGCCUCUCGAAUCGGUCGGAGAGAGAAAAAAGAGAGAUGGGAGGGAAAGGUAAGAAGAGGAGAGAGAAAAACUAUUUGGCAGCUCACGGCGGACCGGCGAGACUCCCGCCGCCGCCUGAUCGUUCCAAGCAAGAUGCACUUCCUUCCAAGCUCCGUGUUCUCAUGAACUACACCUCUCCGCCUCCUCCUCAAGAUUCUACUAAACAACAAGUUGUUGUAGAGAAGAAAGAAAAAAAUUCUAAAGCUGGAGUAGUAGUUGGUGCUGCCAAGAAUGUCAAGUCUGGGAGUGAAGCAAAGUCGGAAACAAAGGCGGUUGGAGAAGGAAAAUCUGAGGGAUACACAACCUCUUCUGAUCAUGAGAAUGAUGGAGACGAUAUAAAGUUGAACAACAAGGGGGGAGAUGAAAAGAAGAAGAAAAAGAGAAAGAGGAGUGAGAUCAAGGACCUUCGUUUCGAACAGGAACUUGCAGAGUUGGAUGGUCGGUCCAAAAGGAAAGAACGCAAGAAGAAGUAUUGGGAGGCAAAGAAGCAAAAGAAGAAUAAAGGAAAAACAGAAGAUACACUUCGAGAAAACUUCCCCAAGCAUGAGCAGAUCAGAUUUGGUGAUGUGGUUCAAGCUCCACCAAAGCUGGCCGUUGUUCCAAAGGCACGAAAGACUCCUAUGAGUGCUUCCAAGGAGAGACUGAGAUUAGAGGCCAUUGAAGCUUACAGAUCUCGCAAUGGAUGGACCUCAAGACCAGGCGUUCAGAUUCCUACCGUCACCAUGCAAUGAGAUUUUGGUUGGGUCAUGAACUCAGUUUUGUGUUACUAGCUAGCUGGCUGUUAAAACUAGUUUGGAUUCUAACGUUGUGAUAGUUUGAAUUACCCAAACAUCUCUUCCAAUAUGUAAAAGUGGAUUAUUUAAAUUUCAGUACCAAGGAAAUCUUUUUGGUG
Messenger RNA from Raphanus sativus (radish), 935 nucleotides. Its product is annotated as nucleolar protein 58. The record is from RefSeq and is a predicted model, not a curated record. Bases 40 to 774 code for a protein of 244 amino acids. NCBI's taxonomy places the organism in Eukaryota, Viridiplantae, Streptophyta, Magnoliopsida, Brassicales, Brassicaceae. The transcript is spliced from 5 exons.